Molecule: messenger RNA, 4420 nt
Organism: Anneissia japonica
Lineage: Eukaryota; Metazoa; Echinodermata; Crinoidea; Comatulida; Comatulidae
Product: A disintegrin and metalloproteinase with thrombospondin motifs 3-like
Exons: 23
Coding region: 253-3429 (1058 amino acids)
Biological process (GO): extracellular matrix organization; proteolysis
Cellular component (GO): extracellular matrix
Molecular function (GO): metalloendopeptidase activity
Source: RefSeq, a predicted model, not a curated record
GGUUGCUUGUGUAUUGCCAGACCUUUCGGGUAUUCCACUUCCGCGGAGUGCUUUGUGUUGUUAUUCGUUUUAUGUACAUUUAACUCUUAAGAACAAUCUUUUGGCCAGCAUUCUUCCUAGUUGCACUUCGCUAUCCUAUUUCUUUUUUUUAGUUUACUUGGAACUAUACAGUACAACCUGAUUGGCGCUAGUGAUUGAGUUGGUAAAGUGACGACACAAGGCGACCCGCGACCGAAAGGAGACACCAUCGCAAUGGCGAACCGUAUCGCGCUUGGAUUACUGUUCGUGUGUGUAGCAAUCACAGUUCAGGUUAACGGAGAGGAACAAAUGCCUAGAAAUCUACACAAAAGACAUGCUGACUUAGUAAAUCGCCUUGAAGACUACAACCUAGUACGACCAUACCGAUCCACAAAAGAGGGAGAGUUCAUUAGCUUUGACUUCUCGACAUAUUCGAAAGAACGAGCAGAAUACAAAAGAAUAAAACGAGCCGCCACAGAGCUUCCAUUCGAAGAAGAAGCAGAUGAGGAAAACCCAAGUGAAUAUGUAACAUUUGAAGUUGAUGGAGAACCAACGACAGUGGAAGUGCAAGAAACACCGUUGAUUAACAAGGAUAUAAAGAUUCAAAAAAUAAAGGAUGAUGGUUCUGUUGAAGAUAAGCAAAUUGACGAUAGUUGCAGAAGCUACGAGGCCAAAGACAGUGCUGCUUUUGUCAUGUGUGGAGAUAAAGUGAGUGGUGUAUUGAACAAAGAUGGCAAGGAACUUCUUAUUGAACCAAUAGAAGAUGGAUCCGCCAACCCCGACCAAGGAAAGACGCAUAUCAUGUACGAUAGACGUAGCCUGACUAAACGAGAUGAUUCUAAAUGGGGAGAUUUCGAUACUGAGGCUAUAGUUAAUCAAGUGAAUGAAGUCGAUAGUGACAGAGUUAAGCGCGGAGCCGGAGGAAAAUACUACAUCGAGACAAUGGUUGCCGUCGACAAUACAAUGGUUGAUUUCCAUGGAGAAGAUAACAUCCCUACGUAUAUUCUCACCAUGAUGAACAUCGUCAAUGAAGCGUACCAUCACAGCACCCUUCAAACCGACAUCACAGUUGCUGUCAUCAGGAUAGUAAUGCUCAGCAAAUCCCAGGCAAGUGGAAUGAUCAGCGGUUCUCCAGCCGCCAGUUUGAGGAAAGUGUGUACUUGGGCUUACAAACAAAAUACCCCAGAUGAUAGCAAUAAAGACCAUCAUGAUCUUGCUCUCUUCUUCACACGCGACAGCUUCGGACCAGCAGGAUAUGGCCCAGUGAGGGGUAUGUGUAAUGAUCUCAGAAGUUGUGCCCUUACCCGAGAUGAAGGCCUUUUAUCGUCAUUCGUAGCCGCACAUGAGGUGGGCCAUGUUCUGGGCAUGGAUCACGACGGACAAGGGAAUGCCUGCCGAAAGGACGCCAAUAAGGGAAGUAUCAUGGCCCCUCUUGUCACAGCAACCUACCACAAAUAUUUCUGGUCAUCAUGUAGUCGCAAAGAAAUGCAGGCUGAACUUGGAAAUUUCAACUGUAUGAAUGACAAUCCUCAUGCUAGCACCACCAAUCAAUUCAAUCCACCCUCAGGAUUACCCGGCGAAAGCUACUCUCUUGACGACCAGUGUCGAUUCGAUUUCGGAGAAGGCUUCGGACGCUGUACCGCGUUUGGCGCUAUGGAUCCCUGUGGUCAACUGUGGUGUGCUCAACCCUCGAACCCAUUCUUUUGCAAAACAAAGAAAGGACCGGCUCUUGAUGGAACGUUUUGCCGAAAGAAGUCGUGGUGUAUGCAAGGAUCCUGUGUAAAGAAACCCAAGAAAUCGGGAAGUUCAAACCCUAUACCUUCAGUGGUAAAUGGAGGUUGGAGUGAGUACACCGAGUUCAGCGAAUGUUCGUUUACUUGCGGAACUGGUAUUGAAGUUCGAACAAGGAAAUGCAACAACCCAGAACCAAAGAAUGGAGGAGCCGAUUGUGUUGGUAGCAAUACGGAGUACCAAGUGUGUAAUCCGCAGCCUUGCCCUGGAAAGACGACCGACACAAGGGCCCAGCAAUGUAAAAACAAGCUCUCUAACUGGCGCUACCUGGACCGGUUUCACUCCUGGGCACCCAUGGAAAACCUUAACAGUUCCUUGCAGUGCCGUCUAACAUGCAUGUCUAAGAAUACUGGUGAUGUUGUAGUGUCAGAUUAUGACGUAACAGAUGGAACGAGAUGUUCAUAUGACAACCCUAAUGGGGUUUGUGUACAAGGAAAAUGUCAGGAUAUUGGCUGUGACAAUGUUUUUGGAUCAGGGAAGACAGAAGAUUUAUGUGGAAUCUGUGAAGGAGAUAAUUCCAAAUGUCGCUCUGUCACCGGCUCAUAUACCAAGUCUGCAAAAAAGAAAUACCAACGAGUAGUAGUUAUUCCAGCUGGAGCUAGACAUAUAGAAAUCAAUGAAGUUACAAACACAAAACAUUUCUUUGCUGUGAAAAAUCUUCGGAACUCCAAAUUCAUUUUAAAUGGAAUGGGAAAACAAUCACAAUCUAGAGAAUUCGUUGAAGUCGGAGCGCAUUUUGUCUAUGUAAACGACGGUUAUGAAGAGAAACUGGUAACAUACGGCCCUAUAACGGACUCUAUAUUACUGCUGGUAUUCAGCACAAAAGAUCAGCGCCGGGGAAAUUUCACCUACAAAUACAUUGUUCCGUCUGAAGACUUGACCAUAUCGAGAAGUGAUGAUUUGUACUUGUGGCAAGAGGUCGGAUGGUCAAAUUGCAACAAACAAUGCGGAGGGGGAUGGCAAACUCAGUCAUUUGAAUGCAGACGGCAAACUGACAACCAGGUUGUGGAAAAUCAACACUGCGGAAUGUCUGACUAUGACCCGUUAAGUAGCCGACGGCCUUGUAACACUCAACCAUGCCAGCAAAAACGAUUUAUAUGGGAGACGGAUCCAUGGGAGCCAUGCACUCGUACAUGUGGGAGUGGAGGAAAUCAAAUCAGGGGUGUGCGAUGUAAGAAAAUUGACAAUGGUCAAAGUAGCACUGUAAACAACCGGAAGUGUCCUGGUCGAAUGCCAGCCAACAGCCAGGCUUGCAAUAACGAUCCUUGUCCUUUAGUCUGGAAGACCGGGGAGUGGAGUGAGUGUUCUGUUACCUGUGGUAUUGGAGUCAUGACAAGAACUGUAACGUGUUCCAUUCCUUCAACGCAAAGUUCAGACUUCAAAUGCCCGGACACAAAACCAGAAGAUAGCAGUGAAUGUGACAUGGGCACUUGUACUAGCUCGCAAAAGGUUAAAACAACGUGCGUUCCGGCUUCUAACACACUAUUAUGUAACCCAAAAUUACGCGAAAUGUAUUGUAGUUUGGAGGGUUAUGAAGAUAUCUGCUGCGUGAAGUGCGACGGAAGUCCGGCUGUUUCAUCAGAUCCAGAUGAAGCUCAAAAUGAAGAUCUUAUUCCAUGAUCUUGCUAGCCAAGAGACAAUAUUUCUGUACUUAUAUGCCUGUUUUGUGAUGUUUUGUACAAAUGUGAUGUGGUAUUCUAGUUAUGAGUUGCCGGCUCAUUAUCUUAAACAACAUAUCAGCCUCAAUUGUAUCUUAUAGUGCAGCUGAGUUUACUUCGCCUUAUUUCAAUCUGACUUAAUAAAAUCUCUCGAACCGGUCUGUUUCCUGCCAAGUACCACAUAGAAAAUUUCCGCUAUGCCAUUAUGGGCGUUGUAAUUUAUGUCAUUAAUAAUAUUGUUUAAUAAUACCUGAAUAUAUUUAAGAGUUACAACUCAAGUUAAUAUAUAUAUAUUAAUUAUUUUGGAUUUAUAUUACGAUACCGUCCGUAAUAUUUAAUAGGACCAAAUUCAUUUAUAGACCUAUUGUCGUCAGUUGUUAAUGAUCGGACGAUGACAUAAAGCUUCAGGCAUUUCAGUUUAUCGUGCCGUUCAUUGUGAAUACGUACGAUGUAUCCGCGACGCAUGAUUUUAUAAAGACAGUAUUCGAGUUUCCUCCUACAUGUUUGUAGGCUAUUUUAAUGUAUUUAUUCAACUAUUAAAUCUAUUUAAGCUUGCCAUGCGCACAGCUGAUGCUUGUAAAUAUUAAGUGAAAUCUUUUAGCCAGUCAUUUAUUUUGUAAAAUACAUGAACAUUUAACUUUAAACAACCUUGGACCUUAGACGUGUGUGUCGUGAACUGGUUUUUAGCAUUGGACAUGCACCAGUGGAGCCCAUACUAGUUUAUAAAGAAACGAAGAUUGUACCAAGAAGGUAUACUAAAAUAAAACUUGUUAAUGAAAAUUAUUUAUUGAAAUAGGGUAUGUAUAGGAGAGAAGCUGUUUUGUAUAUACAGUAUUUCGUGGGUGUAUUUGGGCACCGGAUAGCAUGCGAAGUCAAAUUAUGAAAAGUGUCUUUAAACAUUGACUUAGAAUUAUGGAAGGAUACUGUGCAAUAAAUACUCAUGAUAUAAUAUA